Ostreobium quekettii is the source of this 345-nucleotide messenger RNA. The record is from the annotation of a GenBank genome assembly. Lineage: Eukaryota; Viridiplantae; Chlorophyta; Ulvophyceae; Bryopsidales; Ostreobiaceae.
AUGGGGCUUUCCUCCUGCCGAAGGUCGAUGUGGGCGGGCGUCUUCCUGGUACUUGUCCUCGCUGCGGAUUUCCAGAGAGGCGCACAUGGGGCGGCCGAGGUCGACGAUGGAUAUGAGACAAUCAGUGACGCUUCGACACGGAGUCUGCUCUCUUUUUCCUCCAGCGAAGGAAGGGAAGAAGAAUUAGAUGUAGAUGCUGAUAUUGGUGUUAAACCGGAACUUGGCGCAGUCCGCCGUAUCCAUGGCCUCUCCUACCACCCUCCCCCACAUCCCCCGCCUCCUGGCGACGACGACGACGAUAAUCCGACAGUGGCCGUCGUUUCUGUGAGUAAGUGCCGUCAGUAG